Messenger RNA from Asterias rubens (European starfish), 3605 nucleotides. Its product is annotated as telomerase reverse transcriptase-like. Bases 112 to 2964 code for a protein of 950 amino acids. Gene Ontology annotation, molecular function: telomeric repeat DNA binding; telomerase RNA binding. The transcript is spliced from 27 exons. Gene Ontology annotation, biological process: telomere maintenance via telomerase. The record is from RefSeq and is a predicted model, not a curated record. NCBI's taxonomy places the organism in Eukaryota, Metazoa, Echinodermata, Asteroidea, Forcipulatida, Asteriidae. Gene Ontology annotation, cellular component: telomerase catalytic core complex.
CGCUAAUGGCAGCGCCCAUGAACCGUCUCGUGUUUGUUUUUAUCUGUCAUCUGUCAGUGUCACUGUUUAUCAUAGACAGAUCGUCGUUUGUACAUCAUCAUGGGAUGAGUGAUGGAGGUUCUUCAGAAAAUCUACCCUAGAGUUCUUCCUCUUCAGGAUUACCUAAAAGGCCUUGGAUGCGAGGAUGUUGUCCGCGAAGACGACAAACCAGGCUUCAAGGUCUUCAUGGAGAAAACUUUUGUUGGGGAGAGCGCAAAUUGUCCGCAGUUCAGAGGGAAAGUCACGAGUGAUUGCCCUGCUGCUAGUCUGGAAGACGUCAUUCAGGAUGCUGUUUUGAUGCUAAAAUCAAGAACAAAAGAACAAUCAGUGAAUGUUUUGACUUUUGGAAAAGUAAAGGAAGGAGGUCAGACAGAGAAGGACAAUCAGGAUCUUGUUAAUGUGAAGCUCUGGAAGAUGAUGUUAGGCAAGAUUGGAGUGGAUGUCGUCAUGUACUUAUUGACCAACACAUCUGUGUUUCUUUUUGCCCCUCCGUCCUGCUACAUGCAAGCAUGUGGCUAUCCCAUCUUUGACCUUUGCCCUUGGCUGGGUCAGAAAAGGAAAUGUGAAAAAGAGAAAUCCCCUUGGAGACAUAUGGGGAAGGACAUCAGCGUAUUUCCCAAGAUCUGUGUAUGCUACUGCAAAACAGGAUUCAAGAAAAUCUGGACAGAUCAUGUGUUGUCAACGUCGCCAGCUACAACCCCUGGAGCCAUCCUACUCCUGAAAGCCAUUUUCCCCUUUGGGAAAACAGUAAGGGAAUCACUUACACAGAAGAACGUACUGGUGAAAAGAACCAAAAAACGUUUCGUCGCUUUGCAGAAAAUUCUGAGAGACCUGCUGACAAAUUACAAGAAAUGCAAUAUCAUCAAACUACUUAAAGCUCACUGUCCAGUCUCAAGGUCAAAGGUCAAGAAUGCUUUGCCCUCUGAGAUCAUGGAGUCAUUGGUGAAGUCGAAGGUUGAACCCUGGAAGGUGUUCUUGUUCCUGAGGCGAGUCGUAAAGAGGGUCGUUCCACUUGAGUUGUGGGGAUCUAAGCACAAUCAGUCAAGUUUCUUCAAGUUUGUGGAGAAGUUCGUCAAGAUUGGCCGAAGUUCCAAGUUGAAUGUGGAAUGUCUCAUUGACAAGAUGGAGACAGCGGACCUGAAGUGGGCCGUCCACCAGGCGGUAAAGGAUCACCCUUGUUGCCACUCUGUCGUAAUGACCAAAGACAAGAUGAUAAAGACUGUCAUGUCGUGGAUCAUGUCGCAGUUUGUCAUUUCUCUGAUCAGGAGUGCCUUCUAUAUUACAGAGACAUCAACAUCUCGCACUGGAAUUGUCUACUACCGUAAAACCACAUGGAGUGGCCUAGAGAAGCUGGCAUUGGAAGAUUGCAGAGCUUCUGGGAAAAUUAAAGAGAUAACAAGUAGGGAAGCCGAGAGUUACUUGUCGGUCAGUGGAGUUCAGGAAUGUUCAUCGCUUCGAUUCAUUCCUAAGAAGAACAGUUUGAGGCUGAUCACACUGCCUGCAAAAGGAGCAAAAGCUGGCCAAAAGACUCGCAAAGUCUACAACCCGUUGGAAAACAUUUACAACGUCUUAAGAAUGUUCCGACACCAUACUCCAUCUCAACUCGGCUCAUCGCUCUUUGGAGUCAGCGAUGCGUAUCCAAAGUGGAAGCGGUUUGUCUCGGAGACCAGGAAGCAGUCCGACAGGCCUCUUUACUUUGUGAAGGUGGACAUCAUGGAAUGUUUUGAUUCUAUUCCUCAUUCUGAGCUCCGAGGUGUAAUUGCUAAUGUACUACGAGCUGAGCAUGACAGAUACUGGUUUGUUAUUUACAACUACGCUACUGUGGCCAACUGGAGAGGACAACCAAGAAAGAGAUUUCACAAGAAUGCCUUCUUGAUGACGCAGUUUGUAGACCCCUUGUCGUUACUACUGUUGCAAAUGGCCAAAGAGGAACGCUUGAAGAACACGAUCUUUGUUAAUCGGGUGACCAGUUUUCGUACAACUGCAGAGACCUUAUUGAACACAAUGUCCCAGCAUGUUGAAUGGAACAUAGUCAAGUUUGCCGGAUCUCAUUUCUUGAAAAAGAAGGGCAUCCCCCAAGGAUCCAUCAUUUCAUCUUUCCUCUGUAACUAUUUCUACGCUGCCAUGGAAAAAGAACACUUGCCCUAUUAUGGGAAAGAUGAGCUCUUGAUGCGUCUCUUGGAUGAUUUCCUCUUUGUGACUCCUCAUCUUGAGAAUGCCCAGAGAUUUCUAACCCUGCUUCUCAAUGGCCUGCCGAGUUAUGGUUGCCAUACCAACACGGCAAAGACGCUGACCAACUUUGCUUUUGUUCAUGACGGGAAAGAAGUGAAGAGAUUAGAACCAUCAGAACUGUUUCCUUGGUGUGGACUUCUCAUCAACACGGAGACUCUUGGAGUAUCAAAUGACUACACAAGAUACAAGGAUGUCAGUAUCAGCCAUACCAUGAUAGUGAACUUCACAGAUAAGGAUGUCCUUCCCAAAGUCAAGACCAAAGUACUGCAAUUGCUGAGGUCAAAGUGCAAUAAAUUCUUCCUUGAUCCAGAGAUCAACUUCCCCGAGAUCAUCAAGAGGAAUUGUUACGAGUUCUUCCUGAUCUCUGCAUUUCGGUUACACAGUCAGCUUAAGGUGCUUCAGUUCAAGGAGGCAGACAAGGCUGCCAGUAAGCUCAUGGAUAUACUCUUUCGGCUGACAGAUCAACUUCCUCACAUGGGAUGCACUCUCAAGAAGCAACAAGUAAAGUGGUUGUGCAUGAAAGCAUUUGAGACCAAGCUUCAACGUCAUCACAGCAGAUACAGAAUUCUACUGAGGCGUAUCAAGAAAACAAAGAAGAGAGCUGCCAACUGCCUGGCAGAGCAAGAACUCCUGGCACUAGAGGUAGCCACAUCACCAUCCAUGCCUCAAGCUUUCAAGGAGAUGAAGACAUGACAGGGGAGUGUGACGCCCCAUGAAGCAGGGUAGUCCAUAAACCCUUGUUUGACCUGUAGCAGGGUAGCCCAUUUACCUUCAAUUGACUUGCGACCAUCAGAGCUAAGCAAAAAAAGUAGCUAAGCACAACAAAAGAAGGCAUGUCAGAAUAAGGUUACUAGCCAAAAUAGCAUGAUAUAUUAAUAUCUGUAGCUGGUAUCCUUCUUAUUUUGCUCUAAAAUGCUCAAAAUGCCUCAAGGUGUACAUGUAACCCCUUGCCUUUUGUUGUUAUCAAGUUUUGGCCUAAAAUGCACAAAACAAAUCAUAAGGUCUUGCAUUUUCAUCAAAUUUUGCCCUAAAGUGCACAACAAAAUCAUUUUAGAACUUUGUGCUACAGGGCCAAACAGGUGAAACAUGGGCCAAAGUUAUGUUAUAUGGUUUUUUUUUUGUGUUUGUAGAUUCUAUGUUUACAUGGGAAACAUUGGACAACGUCAAUUUGGUCCCAUACAUUUUCUUUGACUCUCUUAUACAUGUAAGACAUGUAGUUUGAGUAAAAGUAGCUCAAUACUGAGACUGUUUGCAGCUGCUCAGGGCUCAAUGUCAUGGCUCUGCUUACCGCCGAAUUCUGGGCUUACUAUCACGAUUCCCCGCUUACAAGGCAA